CACCAUUUCUUCAAUCCAUCAUUGUGUAUUCAGCCACAUCCAGCCGACUUGUUUGUCAAUCUUGUAUUCUUCAAGCCGGAAUUCCUCGUCAUUGGCUUCGACUUCUGCUUGGCCCGACUUGAGCCACCUGGGUUCGACCUGGAUUCAUAAUGAAGACUUCUACCAUUGUCUCGAUAUCCGUUGGCACGGCAGUCACUGGACUGAUCGCGUAUGCAGCUUAUUUCGACUACAAACGGAGAAAUGACCCUGGGUUCCGGAAAGCCUUAAAACGAGAAUCCCGCAGACAAGCUAGGAUAGCCAAGGAGGAAGCCGAGAUCCAGGGAAAGAGACAAAGAGAAGAGAUCAAGCUGGCGGUGCAAGAAGCCAUUGAGGAAGGCUUCCCUACAGAUGUGGAAGAGAAGGAGGCGUUCUUUAUGCAACAAAUAGCCCAGGGAGAGGCAUUGGCCGGAGAUGGCUCUGACCCGGUUGGCGCGGCACUCUGCUUCUACAAAGGCCUCAAGGUGUAUCCCGAACCUUCCUCGCUUAUUCGCAUUUACGAUAACACCGUUCCGAAGGAGAUCCUCGAAAUUCUUGCCGUCAUGGUCGCUCAAGACAAGAGUCUCAAGGUGGGCGACUUUGGCGCCAGCAGUGACAGGGGCUCGGAAAGCGGACACGGGGUUGAAUGAGUUCCUACGCUUUGACAUACAGCAACUUUUGUAUCAACAAGAAUUUCACCGUCCUCGUAUGAGGGACGCCUUUUCAGUCCCUUGCCAAGAAAAUCGCCUCUCUGUACGACUGUUGUAUACCAGCGCUGGGCCGAUGUUUGAGCUUGUCAGGAUGAUAUACAUUUUUGUUGGGACAUAAUUCAGUGGUCACUCGACUAGUGGCCUCUUCAAUUAAAAGCUUUGCCCGAUUCAUGGCCGCUUUGCACUGUUAUCAGACCAGUCGUUGUUUUUCUGUUCAUUCAUCUCAUUGACUUCUCAAGCAUUGUGAAAGCAGCCUCUCGGGCAAGAUCGUGAGGCAACGUUGCCACUCGCUGGUAUUUGAGAUUGGCUCACGCCAACAGAAAUGUUGCGAAAUCUUGCCAUAUGAUAUGCCACAAAUUUUGCAAGGUCAUUAACAUGGCCAAAGGCCACAAUGACCACGUUUCGGCUUGUCCUUACCAACCUGCCUUGGUCGAAACGUC
Molecule: messenger RNA, 1165 nt
Organism: Exophiala oligosperma
Lineage: Eukaryota; Fungi; Ascomycota; Eurotiomycetes; Chaetothyriales; Herpotrichiellaceae
Exons: 3
Coding region: 150-665 (171 amino acids)
Biological process (GO): protein import into mitochondrial matrix; protein targeting; tRNA import into mitochondrion
Cellular component (GO): mitochondrial outer membrane; mitochondrial outer membrane translocase complex
Molecular function (GO): transmembrane protein transporter activity
Source: RefSeq, a predicted model, not a curated record